ACCGCGCGCCCGCCGUCCCGUUCCGUCCCCCCCCCAAUCCCCCCGGUGCCAACGGCGCCGGGAUCGGGAACGCCGCUCCCGGGCUGGGUAAACGCCCCCGAGCCGUGCUCGGUCCCGGCGUCCCGGGAGUGCGCUCCGCUGGGUGCGAGGCCGGGCAGGCAGCGGGAGACGCGAAAGCUGCGCCGGCGUCCCCGUUAUCCCCAGGGGCGGGCGGGAGGACGUCCCGUCCCGGCCGAACGAUAGCGCUGGCCGCCGGUGAGGCGGGGACGGGCGGUCCUGCGGGUGUUCCUGCCCAGCGCCACCGCUGCCGCCUCCGGGAAGAACUGCGGGUCCCGGGCCGCGCUCCCCGCCGGGGCACGGGGGGAUCCGCGGAGGCUUUUGCCAGGGCAGAGGGAAGGAAGGACCUUCUGCAGCCCUGUUAUUGCUGAUACGUGCUUGACAGCCUCAAGAGGUCCUGGCAAGAUGGCAUCUUCCAGACUUCCCAUCCUUAUAGCAUUGGCAUUUUCCUCUUUGCCCUUCGUUCUUUCACAUUCAAACAGGGAAAUGUGGUUUCAGGAGUUCUUUCCACCUAAUGUGUGCCCUAUAAAUGCCAAAGCAAACACUUUUUAUGGCAUCAUGUUUGAUGCAGGAAGCACUGGAACCCGUAUUCAUAUUUACACCUUUGUGCAGAAGAGCCCAGAAAACCUUCCAGAGGUGGAAGGGGAAAUCUUUGAGUCUGUGAAGCCAGGUCUGUCUGCAUAUGCUGAUCAGCCUGAAAAGGGUGCUGAAACUGUCAAAACAUUGCUGGACAUGGCUGUAGAUGCUGUGCCACCUCAUCUCUGGAAAAAGACCCCAGUGGUGUUAAAAGCCACAGCUGGACUUCGCUUGCUGUCAGAGGAGAAAGCUCAGGCUCUGCUUUCUGAGGUGAAAGAAGUCUUUGAGGAAUCACCAUUCCUGGUUCCAGAGGACAGUGUUGGCAUCAUGGACGGAUCUCAUGAAGGAAUUUUAGCUUGGAUCACUGUGAACUUUUUGACAGGGCAGCUGUCUGGCCAGAACCAGCAAACUGUUGGGAUUCUGGACUUGGGAGGAGCCUCAACCCAAAUCACAUUCCUGCCACGGUUUGAGGAAACUCUGAAGGAAACCCCUGAGGAUUUUCUUACCUCAUUUGAAAUGUUUAAUAGCACGUACAAGCUCUAUACCCACAGCUAUUUGGGGUUUGGAUUAAAAGCUGCAAGACUUGCAACGCUUGGAGCUUUGAACAUGGAAGUUGUGGAUGGACAAAUGUUCCGCAGUUCUUGUUUGCCAAAGCAGUUGGAGGCAGAGUGGCACUCCGGGGGAGUGAAAUAUCAGUAUGGUGGUAACAAAGAAGGAGAAACAGGAUUCAAGCCUUGCUACUUGGAAGUACUCAAGGUUGUCAAAGGGAAACUUCACCAACCAGAGGAGAUUCGUGGAAGUUCCUUCUAUGCUUUCUCCUAUUACUAUGAUCGAGCAGCUGACACCAACCUAAUUGAUUAUGAACGCGGAGGUGUUUUGGAAGUGAGAGAUUUUGAAAGAAAAGCCAAAGAAGUCUGUGAUAACAUGGAGAGGUACAACUCAGCCAGUCCUUUCCUCUGCAUGGAUCUCACUUACAUCGCUGCUUUAUUAAAGGAAGGUUUUGGAUUUAGGGACAACACAGUCUUAAAGUUGACGAAGAAAGUAAACAACAUAGAGACAAGCUGGACUUUGGGUGCUACCUUUUACCUGCUGCAGUCUCUGGGGAUGACAUAUUGACUUGUGAUACUGCUGUGGACUUCAGCAUUUCUGAAAAUGCUGAGAAAGUAAACUGCAAUCUCCAGGUAUGGUGUUCAGCUGGACUGGUCACAGAGCAGAACAUGGACCAAAAAUAUAUGACAGCUCUUUACCCUGGAUUGGCAUUGUGCCUAAUGAGAGUAUGAUUUAUAACUGUGAUUGCCAUAAAUGAUCCAGAAUCUGCCUUAAGAAAGUCAAAAGGUCUAAACUCCAGCAGAGAAUAAGCAAGGGGCUCAAAACCAGCUUUCACCAGCAAGUUUGUUAGAAGCACAGAGUUCCUGGAUGUGGUGGCAGACUACAGACACAUGAUUUCCCCUACCCCCUUCUAUUUUAAACAUGCAUAACUUCAGUUUGCUUGUGAGAUGUUAAAUACAGAAAUUAGGAAUAGCAUCAACAGUGAUGCAGAGAAAAGUGAACAACUCUGGAUGCUGCCAACCUCAGUGUUCCAAAAACCCAGCUGCUAGCUUAGCAAAUACAUGGCAAGAAUAUUCCAGUCUUUCACAGGUCUGCUGUAAGUAUACUUUGGGCAUGGUUUUAGGAAAGGUGCUGGCUAAAACAUAGUCAUUUACCAAGCAUUUUUUUGGGCAGUAGGCAUUUCCUAAGCAGAAUGUGUGCCUGUGUUUCAGUUUUGCUGCCCUUUCCAAGUCUGUGCAGCUACACCGUACAUCUGACUACCAGACUUGAUAAAUUUAUUCAUUCAGCAUGUAGUCAUAACACAUAGUUGUGCUGGCACAACGAGGCAGCAGUGCCAGCUAUUGAAACUCAACUGCCAGAAGAUGAGCUUGUCACAUUCCACCCACAAGGAGACUGCAGUCAGAUGAAAUGGCUGAUCUGACAGCUCACUUUGCUUUGAGAGCCAGUUCUGUUUCUCUGCUCUCAGCAAGGCACACCCACAGCCUUCUUCCCUCUGCUGCUGGUGCUCCUCGGGUUCUUGUAUGAACUGAUUCAGGACACCUGACCUGAGGUGGUGCUCACCCAAGAGUCAAGUCUGGUGCUAUCCCAAGGACAGCAGGCGGGUCACAGCCCAGCAAGGCCUGCUGGGCCAGCAAGAGGUCUGAGCGCCACAGUCCCUUUUGCUGGAGUGAGCUCUAAGGUGUGGCCUGCCAUUUGAAACCCAUCCAUUGCCCUAAGUAAAAACAGCUGUAGAAAUGUCUUCCACCCCAUGAAGUAAUUGGCAGCUUGCUACUGUCUUCACCUCUUCAAGGAAUGUGUAAGGUACAGGUGAAUUUACCCCAUCACAACAAAGAGGUGUUACUGUUGUGACUAAGGGAAACUUCUAGCCACUGAUAUCUUGUGAUGAACAUUUCCCUGGUGGACAGUUGCAGUUACCCAACUGUCCCAGUUGCUCUAAAACACCUUUCUGUCAAACCGAAGACUGCCCUCAUGCUGACUUCUCUGCAAAUUGGGUUUGAAAAUAAUUGGUAAUUUCCAGCAAGGGGAGGAAGUCAUGCACUCGUGUCUUCAGUGGUCUUGCCAAACAGUUUGGAGACUUAGAAACUUGCCUUACUGUGAACAUUAGUCCUUUUCCUCUAGUUAGCAGUGCAAGUUUGCCUGUGGCUGAUUAAGCUACUGCUUCUCAUGUCUCAGGUUUUACAGCAUGAGGGUACAAGGCAUGCUUUUGAUUGAACAAGUUCAGUCAGCAACAAGAAGCCAAGGGUUGUGGAUGGAGCCAUCCAUACUUGUCUCAUCACUGACACUUUGCCAUAAAUUCAGGCUGCUUUUUUGAAACAGGACAUGCUCAUCCUACAUGUGUGGUCCUUACCAGAAUCUGUUUGAGAUCCACAUUGAGAAAUUCCUGUGUCACACCAAAGUUCUGUUCCUUCCUCUCUAGAAGUUUCUGUUUGAACAUAAAGAAAGUAAUUGCAGCCUCUUCUCAACCAUAAACAUUUCCUACUGUUGGUAAAACUCGGUAUAGGGUUUGGUCUGCAGAACAAGGUGACUGCAAAUGCAUUCAUUAUGUCUUCAGUGAACACUUCUGUAUUCUCAGAAAACACAAAGCAGGAUGCAGUGGUUACUGCAGGCUGUGUUACCCUAAGAACAAGCUAAUUUAAUAAUCCAGAAAUCAUCUUUCAGUCUGAGCCAGUGCAAUGACAAACUCUUACUGGAUCUUGGGGCUAAGAGCUGGCAGCAGUGAGGCUGUGUUUUGAAGGUGGGAUGCUCCACCUAAGGGAGAAGCAGCAGUGUUAUCUGCCCCCUGAAAACACACAAGCCCUGAGGAGGGCUUGAGGGCUGGUUUUUGUCUGAAGCAAGGAGGGACUAGAAGAAGGGUACCAUGCAGAGGAAAUUGUUUUUUCUGCAUUCUUUUCCUCAGACUCUGGUACUACAAAUGCUAGGGGGUAGCAUCUGCUUCCCAGUACCAAAGUUGCAUUUAAUCUGAAUGCUCAGGGCCUUCAUUUGUCAGUGGCACAAUUUGUUAACUGAAGCAGAACUUCUACUCUCUCUUACUGGCAUGAUCCUUCAGUUAUGGGAGAAACAAAAACUCUGUUAAAAGGUUUAUUUUUGCAAGAAUUUGCAGAAUUGAACCCCUGCUGUUUACAUCUGAACCCAAGUGGGUGGGGGGAUCUGGACAACCCAGUCAAGUCCUCACACUUACCCUAGUGCAAUGAGAUUAUUUAUUACCUAAACUGAAGAGUAAGCAGCCAUUUUUAAGAGAAGAGCUCUACUUGCAGCCCUGAUUUUUAUCUCCUCCUUUGUAAUGUCUUUGAGCCAGCCACUAACAAGAACUGCCUAAUAUGAGUGACUGUAGAAGCACAAGUAAUGGCUUUCAUUUCAAAACUUGGGUUUCAUUCUCUCUGAUGUUAAUUUCUGAUACUGGUCACUCAUAUAUGUAAAUCUUGCCCGUGGGCAGUGCUUAGUUUAAGUCUGUGAGUGGCAAAUGUCUAAUGCAAGAGGCUGGUGUUUGGAACCGAAGACAGAAUAUCUUGAAUUGUCUAUUUUAGUAAUUAAAGAAUUUUUAACAAUA
Camarhynchus parvulus is the source of this 4729-nucleotide messenger RNA. It is a transcript of the gene ENTPD5, whose product is annotated as ectonucleoside triphosphate diphosphohydrolase 5 (inactive). The record is from RefSeq and is a predicted model, not a curated record. Gene Ontology annotation, molecular function: UDP phosphatase activity; GDP phosphatase activity. The transcript has 14 exons. Bases 463 to 1749 code for a protein of 428 amino acids. Gene Ontology annotation, cellular component: membrane. Gene Ontology annotation, biological process: nucleoside diphosphate catabolic process. Lineage: Eukaryota; Metazoa; Chordata; Aves; Passeriformes; Thraupidae.